Molecule: messenger RNA, 4815 nt
Organism: Xyrauchen texanus (razorback sucker)
Lineage: Eukaryota; Metazoa; Chordata; Actinopteri; Cypriniformes; Catostomidae
Product: transmembrane protein 266-like
Exons: 10
Coding region: 1-1725 (574 amino acids)
Cellular component (GO): plasma membrane
Molecular function (GO): voltage-gated channel activity
Source: RefSeq, a predicted model, not a curated record
AUGAUAUGUCCAUGUCCUCCACUUCUACUUGUCCUGCAGUGUGAUGAACAGGAUCUCCAUGUAGUCAUUCUGGUGCUAGCCAGCAUUCAUCAGCCCUCUCAGCAGGUCGCAGCACCGGAUCUGGAGGUGAUCUCACAGCAGGUGGAUGAUGAGGGCCAGUGCAUGGCUCCAGUGCAGCUGGUCAGCUUCGCCUACAGGGACCUUCCUCUGGCUGCGCUGGAUCUCUCGCUUGCCGGAUCACAGCUACUUUCCAAUCUGGAUGAAGAGGACAACCAAGAGGGGUCUAACUGGCUGAAGCCGUGCUGUGGGCGGAGGGCGGCGCUGUGGCAGGUUUGUUUGUUGAGUGCUGGCUUCAACUGUUUCCUGGUGGCCUGUGUCAUACUGGUGGUGCUCUUACUGACUCUGGAACUGCUCAUCGAUACCAAACUCCUACAAUUUAAUAAUGCAAUCCAGUUCGCCUGUAUCAUCCACUGGAUCAGCCUGGUCAUCCUGUCUGUGUUCUUCACUGAAACUGUCUUUAGGAUUGUGGUGCUUGGGAUCUGGGAUUAUAUAGAGAACAAAGUUGAGGUGUUUGACGGUGCUGUGAUUGUACUCUCUCUGGCCCCAAUGGUGGCCUCCACAGUGGCGAACGGCCCCAGUAGCCCCUGGGAUGCCAUCAGCCUCAUUAUCACCCUUCGUAUCUGGAGAGUCAAGAGAAUCAUUGAUGCGUAUGUGCUGCAAGUGAAGGUGGAGAUGGAGAUGGAAGUCCAGCAGUAUGAGAAGACCAAAGCUGUAAGGGAAGAACAGCUGGAGAGACUCACACAAAUCUGUCAGGAACAAGCUUUUGAGAUCAGGCAGUUGAGGGCACACCUGGCGCAGCAGGAUCUGGAUCUGGCUGCUGAGCGAGAAGCUGCCAUGCAGAUCCACCAUGUGUGGGGGAAACAGAGCAGCAGCUUUCAGGAAAUAGACGGUCUGGGGCCCUCUGGAUCUGACAAAGUGUGCCGGGCCAAUACCAGAGACCCCAGACCACCUCCAGAGCGUGUCAUUCAGGAUGAUAUGAAUAACUACAUCAGCCAGUAUUACAGCGAGCCAAGUAGCGACACCGGAGUGCCCGACCCUGGUGCACGCUUCAUCACCACAGCAGCCAUCGACAUCCACCUUCCCACCAAUCUUAACCAGCUGCCCCCUUCGCUCGUCAGUGCUGAUGGCCCUGGCAGUGGACAAGAACGCACAGGCAGCUCUGUAAGCGAAGCGUCCAGCACGACCAUGUCCCGGUCCAGCUGUAGCUUCACAGCACGGCAGCAUAGCGUCAGCAGCCAUACGCUGGGCUCCACCACUGACUGCAGCUCCACUGUACGUGAAGCCUCCACCUCCGACUACAGCGGACAACGUUACUGCCCUCCUCCAUACUCCAGCCCUCUGGCCCUGGGGACACAAUCGGGCAUCCAUGACCCCAGCGCAGUGGUCAAAGAGCUGCUGUCUUCCCUGUCUGAGGACUCCUGCCUCAUCCAAAAAGGCAGGGUGGACCCGGUAAACCUCAAGUUUCCCAGUCCGGUGGGGUCUGUGAAGGCCAGCCCGGAACUAGAGCACAGGGUUAACAUAUACAACAAGAGGAACCAGGAGCGUCUGGGCAUCUUCCAGACCAAGCCACUAAUUCACCUGCAGGGUACUGAGCCAUCGCUUGAGGAGAAGUACAGGUUAAUGGAGCUGGCCGAUACGCCACUGAGUCAUAUACCAGACACAUAGAGCAUAGAGUGUAGGACAGUGACCACCAACAUCAGCUGAAGCAGCCUUUCUCUUGGCCUCUUUUUCUCUCUAAAUCAUUACUCAUUGGCUGUGUCCAAAACCUGAAAUUUGGUGCCUACUUAAGGCUAAAGUAUACUUUGGUUUUCCGUGUGAUGUACAUUUAGUUAUCAGCACUGUCCACGUGCAGCCCAGUUUUUGCAGCAUGCGGGGCUAUUGGCCCAAUGGUGGGAAUGGAGAUCAGUUUUGGUUUCACGUAUCGAGGUCCGAAGCUGUUGGCUCCAGCUGACCAGUUGAUAGCCCUGGCUCGCACUGUGCUGAUAGUGGAAACUCGGCUAAUCACCAACAGUGUAACUAACCUCGGACCAUCGCUUCAUGUCCUCUACCAGCUCAGGUCAGGCACUCUCAAAAGACACUAAACAUCACUUUAUCUGUUAAAACAUGCACUGAUGCGAGUGAAAACACUGGAGACCAGAAAAUGUAAACAGGCCUCUGCUAUGAAUUGUGGAACACUUCUGCUUUCACAAAAAAUGUGGAUACUUUAGUCUUUAGGGAGUAUCCAGAGGUAGAAAGACAUCAAGGCACAGUCCAAUGUUCAAAAUACUGAGAAAUAAAGGCUGGUUUACAUUGCCUUAACAAACACCAAUCAACAGUUUCCAAUGGUUGUUUAGUUGGAUCAGUGUGUUCGCCCUGUUGGUGUUUAUUGUGGUAGCGUCAUAAUGACAGUUAUGUUACACUCUAAAUCAGGGGUGUCAAACUCAGUUCCUGGAAGGCCGCAGCCCUGCAGAGUUUAGUUCCAGCCCUGCACCAAAAUGCCUCCUUGUAAUCUUCAAGCACUCCUGAAGACCUUGAUUAGCUGUUUCAGGUGUGUUUAAUUAGGGUUGGAGCUAAACUCUGCUGGACAGUGGCCCUCCAGGAACUGAGUUUGACACCCCUGCUCUAAAUCCUACAGUCAAUUUUAAAAUGUUUAAUAUGUUAGUGUUUGUUGGGACACUGUGAACCAGACUUCAGAUACCUUCAUCUGGUCGAUGCUAUCUAUAACCAGAUGUAUAGAUGUAUCCUAGGCAGCCUAUGAUAUCACACAAUCCUGUUCAUGCAGUUUGUUUGGUUGAAAGAUUAAAAAUGCCGUUACACUUAGCAGUUGACAGUUUGGACUCACUUACUCGUAAUUAGUUCUAUUUUCCAUUUUAUAAUAAUGGGAAAAUAAUCAAAAUAUAAGGUAUUUCAAAUGGAAGUAUGUAGGGUCCAACUGUCCCGUGUUAGCCAGGACAUCCCGUAUUUCUUCCAAAAUUACGACGUCCUCCCUCUUGUCGUGUCGAAACACUCAAGGUGGACCCUCUGUCUGACAGCACCACCCUGUAUUUAAAGAAAUAUUCCGGGUUCAACACAAGUAAACAAGUUAAGUCCACAGCAUAUGUGGCAUAAUAUUGAUUACCACAAAAAAUGUAUUUUAACUUUUCUUUUUGUUUUUUUUUAAAAGAACAACAAAAAGCUGGGUUGCAGUAAAGCUCUUACAAUGGAAGUGAAUGUAACCAAUCCAUAAACGUUAGAAUCCUAUUUCAAAAGUAUAGCCAUAAGACGUAAACAAUACAUGUGUUAACAUGAUUUUAGUGUGAAAAUUUCUGUGUCAAAUUAUAUCCAAAUUUACAACUUCAUGCCAUGCCAAUUUAUCACUGUAAACUCUAAAACGAUCGUAAAAUAUCCCUCAACACCCCAAACUUUCCCAUUUGGACAGCGGCGUAUUUAAGUGAUCAAGUAUAUAUUUGUGUGGUGAAGAGUUGGCAACCCUGGAAGUAUGGGAAGGAGUUUCCAUGUAUUCUGGUCACUUGUUGACUACGUUUCUUUUACUAUCCAAUCCAACUCAUCCAUUGAUUCGAAAGAAGAAAAAAAUACAUUCAAAUUAAAUUCAUAUGUCGGCACAAAUUAUUUUCCUAACCAUAGGUUUUCUACCCUAAUUUCAAGCCUUUAGAUCAAAAGGUUUUUAUGAUCAUGAGAAACAAAUUCAAUGAAGUGUGUCCAAAUGUUCGACCGGUAGUUCUAUUCCUACCAAGAAAUAAGCAUAUUAGGCAUUAAAUAUUUGCUUGGAUAUAUCUAAAGCUUACUCAAAAUUUGUUCUAGAUCAACAGACAUGAUGUUAUGGUGCCUUGGAAGCUUGUCUGAAAAGAGCUACCCGUAUACAGAAAUUCUGCCUGUUAAGUCAUUGACUAACUGGGCAGCAAGGCAGUAAGCGAGCUGCCUUCGGUUUCAGACACAGCCAUUCUGUCAGUCUUUCUCUCAUUCUGUGUCAGACAGCGCUAUUGACACUCAUUCCCCAGAAUGCUCUCAGAAAUGGACACAGAAAAUGACAUGAGGAAAACAAACUUCCUCCUUCCAGAUGCACAUUUCUUUCUAUCUUUCUCGUUCUCCAACUCUGCAAGAGCACUUAACUGUCACUCCUGCCAAAAUUGCACAACCUUCCAGGUAGUCAGGGAGAGGAACUUCGAGAGCCAUCAUUGGAAGAUUCUUCAGGAAUUUCAGUGUGUCUGUUGGGUGAGUGUAUGAAACCAGCAAAGACUCUAAUACCGAGUGUGGCUGGCAGACUUAACACGUGUUCUCAUUCAGGGUGGAGCGAGAGGGAGAUUUCUUUUCUGUUUUUAUUUGUCGAUUUGUACGAAAUGUAACUGACACCCAUUGUACAGCCCCCCCCCCCCCAAAUGCUGCAGGGUUACAUUUGAUUCAUGUUCAAAUGUGUCAAGCUGUGUGAUUCAGCCAAAUUUCUAACCUUUGCCUUUCUUAUAUUAUGAUGCUGACGUUUGUAUUCAAAUUCUAUGUGAGAGAAAAAAAGUGCUAAACUUAAGUAUUUUUUAAAACAGAGAACAAACGAUAGGCGAAACAUUUCAGAUACAGAGUAUUAGAAGUUUUAUGAGAAAUUAUGUUAAAAAGGUUGUCAUUACUCUAAACUUUAACCCCCACCCCACUCCUAUAUCCCUAUAGCAUGAGCUUUUGAAAUGAUCUACCUGCUUUCUGACUGAGUUGAACUCAUCCCAUGUUAUUGAUGAGAGGUUUUAUAAACUGAUAACGGAAGAGACUGUCACGCAAUUAAAAGUUGGUAAA